AUGUCUGGCUUUCGAUCAGACCAUCCAGUUCCAGUGGUUCACUGCUAAGACAUUUGUUUGCUAUAGUUUAUUUUUUGUUUUACUGUUUCAUUGCACCAAUGGCGUGUAGAAACAACAGGAAUAGUGCAGUUGUAUUCUCUUUAGGGCUCCUUUUAUUAUCUUCUCUUUGCCAAUGUAUAAAUCAUACAAAAAAGAAAUUCCCAGAAAAUAGUAUAUCACUCAGCGAAAUACCUCACUGGCACCAUGGGAAACUGUUAAUUGGACUGAAAACUGAACAAGGUGGCAAAUCUAAGGAAGCAGAAGACGCUGACUUGGAUUAUCAGUCAGACAUGACCUGGGAGGUUCCUGGGCGUCAUGCAGUACAAGAACAUGGCUUUCCAAGAUACGACAACACUGCAGUGAAACGACUUCUGAAAAUGCAGCCAACAGUGGACUGCUCCGGAAACUACAUGAGGCUUAAAGUACAAGAUGCUGAUUCAAAACCAGGCGCUCUACUUUUUGUGGACAGAGGUGAUCUUUCACCCCUUUCUCUGUCCAAAUUGCCUAAAAGCUGUGGUUCUAAAGUUAGCUCAACACGUCGAGAUCUAGUUAUGGUGGCCCCUUAUGAUGGUUGCUUUGUUAUUGUUGAAGAGUCCUGUUAUGUACUUCCAUUGCUCUGGUUUGGAUUACCAGUGCAAAUGUCUUGCCCUAUGAGUCAGCCUUUGUCACCCUCAUCAUCUAACCCUCCUAUGGUAACCUGCCACGCUGAGGGAAUGGUAGUAAAAACUGAUUGGACCUCUGGGCUUUCAGAAAUAAAAGUGAACUUAAAUGGUAACUGGGAGCCACUGAUGAAAGCCUCACCUAGAUGUGGCCUUGGUGCAGUUGACCAUCCAGAGGGCAUUACCAUCUCAAUUUCCUAUAAACCCUGCAUGAAGAAAAAGGAUGGAAUUUACAGUAUGAGCUUUUUAAAGGACGAUGAAGUCAAGGUCUUUUGCCCCUCACUGGCUUCAGCUGACCAUCCUAAACUGAUGCGACAUGUUAGACUUGUUUCUAAACCUGCCCCCACUCAAAAUGUGAAAACCACUCUCCAGGUCCCAGAAUAUCCUUUACCACCUCCCCCAAGCCUUACAUGGAACCAGUUUUACCCUUAUCAUUUGUACAUGCAACAACCACAAGCUGUUCAACCACCAGUACCCCAACCAACUGACGAUAAGAUGGUAGGACAACCAUUUUAUCCGGCAUACCCAGUUCAUCCUCAGCCUGAAAAGCAAAACCCAGGGAGUGUGCCCCCUGGCUUGGAUGAAAAUCUUGGACAUUAUUAUUCCUUGUUCUAUCCUAACAUGCCCCCUCUACCAGAACAUCCAUCACAGCUUGAUAACCACUCGCUGGAUGUAACUCAACUUCAAUAUCAAGAGUGGGAUUUGUCUGAGCCUCACCCAGCCCAUCCAUUUUAUUAUCCACAAGAUCCGGUGAAACGCACAGCAACUCCUGAGCCUGCUGUACUACCAGAGCCAGAAGAUCCUGUGCCACCUGUUUAUCUGUACCCUUUUUACUAUCCCACAGAGCAGCCACAAGCUACAGCUACUGCCAGUCCACCAGCAAACCUUCCACAACAGUAUCAGCUAUUUGGUCCAUACUACUACCCCCUUCCCUCCCAGCACACACCUCACAUAACCACUAUCCCCACACCCUUACCCACACAAAACCCACAAUACCCUCCCAUCUCACAUCCGGGUAAAGUUGUUAUCUUCCCACAAAAUGCCAAACCUGAAACCAGACUACCCCUAGACUGUCCCCAGUACUGCCAACUCGGACUUCCCUAUUGCUGUCCACAAGUUGCGUUCCAUCACCACAUGUAUCAUUUUGUUCCACAUGAGCAAAAUGGAAAUUACAAUCCUCAGUUUCUCCCAUCACCGGGGUUCCCAAAAGAGUUGAGACCCAACUUUGUCUACACCUCAUCACAAGGCCCCCAGGAAGCACCUGUCCCCCCGCCAGCCUUCACUAAUCCACUUGUAUCACCUCAGUUGUAUCCACUCAAAGGACUGUAUGAAGGGCAUGCAUACAACCAACCACUAGAGGGCAAUCCUUCUGCACAUUCUGAAAACAAGCCCAGUGACCAAACCCAUUCUCAACCUGCUUCUCAUCACUUUGAGCCCAAUGCUCAUUUUCUCUAUAGGGACCAUGAUACUCUCUGGAAUCAUCAAGAUCAUAAUCCUGAGCCUCCAAAUGGAGCUCCUUUGCAUUACUCUGAAUAUUUUGACCCAGUGCAGAGAACAAACAUGCAUUUACCUUAUAAUAUGCAGUCUUCACAGCAGUCCGAUGGCCCAAAUGUGAACCCACGACCUCUUUUGUCUAGGAUUCGUCAGUAUGUACAUCAGCCAGUUAACAAUGCUGAUGGAAAUGGGCCAGAAAGUUUGGUUUUCCGUAGUCAGCAGGAUCCUCAGUUGGUUCCUUAUCACACGCUUCAAGAACAGGACAACUUUUCUAAAAAACGACCUACUGAAGCCCUGCGAAGAACGACCAAACGUGAGGGGACUGAGAGUUUUGUCUCUGAACCAAAGGGCUACGUGCUCCUUCAACAGGGUCCACCAGGCAGGGAGAGUGGCAGCACUGUCCAGCCCUCACCAUACAACCCUGUGGUUUUGGGCCAAAAUCUUAAAAAUAAUUUCCCAAAUAGAUUCCUAAACCUCAAAGAGGAAUCUGAAGGCUUGAAAGUAGAGAAUGAAAAUUCUGGUAAUGCUGUUUCAACUCUGGGAGACAUGUCUGGAUCUUUGCCACAGACUACUUCUGCUGGUCAUAAUUCAGCACCUACUGUCAGAGUGAAGCCUACCAUUAAGUCUGUCAGAUUUCCUCAGAGGCUUUUCUCACCUUUUGGUUACAGGCAUAGAACUUCACAACAUAAUGUUCCCCAAUAGUCCUUUUUUUUAUCACACUUGAAGGAUUACAACAAAAAACAUGAACGAAGCUGCCUGUGACAAGGUGAAGUCUGUACGAUAGUUAAUGUGUAUAUUAAAAGAUUACCUAAAACUAAUGUUUUGUGUCUAUACUUGGUUAUAUUAAAACUUUGUUAAAAGUUAAGAUUGAGAUUGUUGGUUGGCAUUGUAAGCAUAAGGUAUAAUUGCUGUUUUAAAGGGCAUGUUGAUGUGACCAGUUUAUCAGUCAGUGAGUUCAUUAAAGUCAUUGACUACAUUGUUUACCAAUGUCAAACAGUGGUGUUUUGCAAUUGCCUUCAUGGAUGAUUAAUAAAUGUGAGG
Molecule: messenger RNA, 3233 nt
Organism: Periophthalmus magnuspinnatus
Lineage: Eukaryota; Metazoa; Chordata; Actinopteri; Gobiiformes; Gobiidae
Product: bromodomain-containing protein 4-like
Exons: 7
Coding region: 99-2894 (931 amino acids)
Source: RefSeq, a predicted model, not a curated record